Neltuma alba is the source of this 2106-nucleotide messenger RNA. RefSeq lists its product as uncharacterized. Gene Ontology annotation, molecular function: beta-1,4-mannosylglycoprotein 4-beta-N-acetylglucosaminyltransferase activity. The record is from RefSeq and is a predicted model, not a curated record. Gene Ontology annotation, cellular component: membrane. The transcript is spliced from 2 exons. Lineage: Eukaryota; Viridiplantae; Streptophyta; Magnoliopsida; Fabales; Fabaceae. The coding region runs from base 485 to 1663 and encodes 392 amino acids. Gene Ontology annotation, biological process: N-acetylglucosamine metabolic process.
CAGCGAAGCACCAGCCAAAAACCGCUGAAGAAUAAUAUCAGGACGGAGAGGGGAAAAAAAGCAGAGGUUCGUCUCUGUCUUUGUGUCUCUGCUAGGCUUUUGCAACUGCCACCCUCACCAGAAAGCCCACACCUUCGCCGUCGUACCCCUGUUAUUGUGCUCCCCUUCUUCCUCUAUUCCUAUCUUGGUUUUUUCUUGCCCCGCGGAAACAACACGUUUCUUCUUUUGUAAGAUUCUUCGUUCCUUUCGCAUUCUGCGACUUGAAGGCAAUUCCUAGUAGCGGUUAUUAAAAUAGUCUUUACGAGAAGGGUUUCUGCUUCUCUUUUUGGAGAAGUUAACGGGAUCGAAUCUGGAUAGGCAUUACAUAGCGUUAUCGGUCACGGAGCAACGAUCCAACAUUCUGCUAAUUUUCGGUCGAAGCUUGAUCUGCUUUGACUGGGUUGCGGAAAGCAUCGGACUCGCGCCUAUUAGAAUAAGCGGAAAAAUGUGGUGGAUGAUGGGAGAAUCUGGAGGACAAUACUGCCCUAAGAAGACCGAUGAUUUGUGCGGGGAUGUUUGUGGCCAGGAAUCAAGUCAAGUUUCAGGCAUGACAAGAAUCCGCUGCAUUUUGCGUGGCUUGGAUGUAAAAACCUACAUAUUUCUUUUUGCUGUUGUCCCGAUGUGCAUAUUGGGAAUCUACAUCCAUGGACAGAAAAUCUCUUACUUUCUGCGGCCGCUGUGGGAAAAACCACCCAAGCCUUUUAAUGUCAUACCGCACUACUAUAAUGAAAAUGUGACAAUGGAGAACCUUUGCAGACUCCAUGGCUGGGGAAUUCGUGAGUACCCAAGACGAGUCUACGAUGCUGUGUUGUUCAGUAAUGAGGUGGAGUUACUCACCUUACGGUGGAGGGAAAUGUACCCAUAUGUUUCAGAAUUUGUUCUCCUUGAGUCAAAUUCUACUUUCACUGGAUUGCCUAAACCUCUGGUUUUUAGUAGCAACAGGGAGCAGUUCAAAUUUGUUGAGCCCCGGUUAACUUAUGGGAGUGUUGGUGGGAGAUUUAGGAGGGCAGAAAACCCAUUUGUUGAGGAGGCUUAUCAGCGGGUAGCAUUGGAUCAGCUCCUUAAAAUAGCCGGUAUUUCAGAUGAUGACCUGUUGAUUAUGUCUGAUGUUGAUGAGAUACCGAGUGCUCACACUAUCAAUCUCCUGAGGUGGUGUGAUGACAUACCUUCAAUUCUUCAUCUUCAGUUGAAGAAUUAUCUUUAUUCCUUUGAGUUUCAUGUGGAUGAUAAGAGCUGGAGAGCUUCAGUGCACAGAUACCAGAGUGGCAAGACAAGGUAUGCACAUUACCGCCAGUCUGAUAACCUAUUGGCAGAUGCUGGUUGGCAUUGUAGCUUCUGUUUUCCCCGAAUCAGUGAUUUCAUUUUUAAGAUGAAAGCUUACAGCCAUUAUGAUAGAGUGAGGUUCUCUCAUUAUUUGGAUCCCAAAAGAAUUCAGGAAAUAAUAUGCAAGGGCGAAGAUUUAUUUGACAUGCUUCCAGAGGAGUACACCUUCAAGGAAAUCAUCAGUAAAAUGGGACCAAUACCCCAUUCCUAUUCUGCUGUUCAUCUUCCUGCUUAUCUUCUGGAGAAUGCAGAGAAGUAUAAAUUUCUCCUGCCUGGAAAUUGUAUAAGGGAGAGCCGUUGAUCUUGGAAAGGAAUACGUGAUACCUGCUUCUUGUGAAUCUUGUAGCUCGUGUGGAGCUUGAGGGACUCUUCAUGGGGGUUUUAACUGAAGUAUUGAUGACCUGGCGUCGCUCAUGAUAAUUUUUGAGAGUUCAUUGAGAGUUCUGACAAAUUCUUUGGUUCUUGGGGGUGGGGACUCUGUACAUAAUUUAGAGUCGGGGAGCACUCUCUUGCGUUUUACUUCGGAUUGUUUGUAGCCUAUCCCCGGGAGAUACAUAUGAUAGCGUAGUUUUACUCUGUAUUAAGUUCAGCACUUUUGCCCAUUUGGGAGGUUUUGUUUCGGAGACAAAUUUAUUUAUUUAUUAUUAUUUUUUCCUAAUCGAUGCUGAACAUAUGUGUAUGUAUAUGACUAUGUACUUCUCAUCUGAUUGCGUGGUUUAUAAUAUUUGAUGUUUUCGCGCAAUA